AUGGGCCUUUUCAGCCGGAAAGACCGGUCCAAGCUGCCCAAACCGCCAUUGAGCUCCUCCCAAACGCCGCAAAAGCAAAAAUCACACUCGGCAUCGCCAAAUCCCGAAAAUAAACCCGCCUCCGCCCUUGCUCCUCCAAAACCAAGCCUACCCAGACAAAUCAGCACAGAACACGCCAACGACUUUGCCGAGGAUGAAGAGGACCAGGAAACGGACGAUCUGGACUACGAGCCCCACAUGCACACGUUUCUCCCCCGUGACAGGCCGUCGGUGUCUCAAUUGUCGACUUUGAUGGGAUACUGUGGAAUCGGGCUGGAUCUGAAGGAAGGGCUCCAAAAAGCGGCCAACGAGGAGCUGAAACGGACAUUUUCGUUGCUUGACGAGAGCUUCAAAAUCACACGUUUGCUGCCGACCAUGAGCCGCAACGACAAGCUUCUCGAGGCGUCCAUUAUCGACGAGGCCCAGGUUUCGCUUAUCAACAGACUCAAGGAGGAACUCAACGCCGUGAUCGACAUCAAGGGCAAACUUCCGGAACAGUACCUGCUUCUCCAAGAUCACAAAACGCUCCAUCAGCGAUAUGGCGCUGUCAAAGACGUGGUAGGUCGUGGAGCUUAUGGUGUUAUCAAGCUCAUAGAUUCUGGUGAAGAGGACCGGGUCUACGCUGUCAAGGAGCUACAAAAACGCACCCAGGAUAACAAAACAGAGCCUACGGAUAAGUUCAUCGACAGGGUCAUUUCCGAGUUCAUCUUAUCGUCUGCUUUAAACAACAAGAACAUUGUCAGAACCGUCGAUCUCAUGGUCACGCUUCCACCGAUCGACAGCACCGGCGCCUCGCUCAAAGUCAACCAGGUCAUGGUGGCGCUGAAUGGCGGAACCCUUUUUGCAUACCUCAAGAAAUGUGUCUCCAACAAGCACUACGUCUCCAUCGACGACAUCGAUUGCAUGAUCAAGCAGAUCGCCAGGGGCCUCUGGUACAUGCACCAGCACGGUGUGGCUCACUGUGACUUGAAGUUGGAAAAUAUCUUGAUAGACUACGACGAGCUGUCGAUCCAGCCGGGCCGAAACGGCAAAAUGGCUCGGAUGAACCUCAAAAUCUCCGAUUUCGGCAAAUCCAGCGUUUUCAGAACAAAGUGGGAUCUGACAGAGCAGUUCUGGCCUGCGUCCAACGGGCCCAUUGGCUCAGAACCAUUGCUGGUCUUUGGGGUGUUGAUUUUGGUCUUGUACAACGUGAGACGGCACUAUUUCUGUGGCACCUCUGACAAUUUUGUUGUGACGACUUACUACGAUAAGGCGUCCAAGGAGGAGGAUUCUAGGGCUUACGGCAGCACAUACUUGUGGAAACGGACUGAUUUGAAGCCGCUUUCUCAUAAAAAAUACAGAGAUUCGGUUUUCGACGAAUACGUCCACAACGCCAUGGUGGCAGACUACAACAGCAAAACGCAAGAAUGGACCAUCAAGAAAGAAGGCAGUUUCAUUCCUAUAGAGACGCUUUUUGACAAAGGCAGCGAUAACGAGUCGGACGAAGACGACAGUGACGAAGAAGGUUUCGAAGAGUCCGACUACGAAAUACGGCGUCUCUUCAUAUACAAAUUGCUCGACAUGAAUCCUUCUACAAGAUUAACCGUGGACGACCUUUUGAGCGGCGCCUGGAUCAACGACGUUGAAAGCUGUGCUUGA
This is a messenger RNA of Candidozyma duobushaemuli, 1677 nucleotides long. RefSeq lists its product as uncharacterized. Gene Ontology annotation, biological process: protein phosphorylation; mitotic DNA damage checkpoint signaling. Gene Ontology annotation, molecular function: protein serine/threonine kinase activity; ATP binding. The record is from RefSeq and is a predicted model, not a curated record. The coding region runs from base 1 to 1677 and encodes 558 amino acids. Gene Ontology annotation, cellular component: nucleus. NCBI's taxonomy places the organism in Eukaryota, Fungi, Ascomycota, Pichiomycetes, Serinales, Metschnikowiaceae. The transcript has 2 exons.